This is a messenger RNA of Plutella xylostella (diamondback moth), 3590 nucleotides long. The record is from RefSeq and is a predicted model, not a curated record. Lineage: Eukaryota; Metazoa; Arthropoda; Insecta; Lepidoptera; Plutellidae.
GCCUCAGUGUUGUAUCGUUGCAUCCCGCACGCCCCACGGCCCCCGCCUUCCCCACAACUUUGCACCUUAUUUCGGAAAUUACCCCGUCCCCGCCCACGCCCGGCCCGUAAACAGCGGCGCCUACACUUGUGUACAGUGACUGGUGAUCUAUAAUGGGACUGUUGUUCUCCGUCAUACUCUCGUACGCGGGAGCGCUGGAGGCGAUGGAGGUGUUGAAGCACAUCCUGGCGGGCAUGCUGCCGGACUCCGACCCAGACUUCAGCGAGCUGGCGGCGCACUACACGCGCCUGCUGAACCGCGCCAGCAGCGGGGAGAAGGACAACCACUGGGGCGGCGGCGGCGGCGGCGGCCAGGGCUACCUCUGCCUCGUGGAGAACGAGGACGGCUCGCUGCGGUCCGCCUCCAUCAAGUACUACGACGGCAGCGAGCCUGACUCCGCCGCCAUCUUGUUCUCCACAAAGAUCUCCAGCUUCGGACAGGACUCCACCGACAGCACCGCCAACGGCGACUACGGUAGUAGCAAGACUGAAAGGUACACAACCUCAACGACGAAAACCCUCCUCACUAACACUUCUGAAUCGAUCAAUGUCGGACAACGAAACCGAUCAACUACACCGUCUUAUGAAAACGUUUCAGAUCCCACUCAUUUUUCGGAAAACUCUUUCGGGCGUAACCGAGAUUCGGUCAGUCAAGAUAAGAGCCAAGACGAACAUAGCCGAGGAGAUGAUGAACUAAGCAUAGGAGACAGAUCAGAAAAAUCUAAUUCGAAAGAAAAGUUAACCUGGCAUUAUCGACCCCGUAGCCCUAUUCCGCAAUCACUGCCCGAAAUACAUUUACAACAAUCCGAAGGAGCCGAAAAGAAGGAUCCUGCUUAUAGCGAAGACUUCCUAAGAUCACUUGAUGGAAUAAAGUACCGACCGAUGCAACGAAGCGACCCGACUAACCGGCGCAGGAGUUACAAAAAGCGUCACUCGUCGUCGUCCACGUCGUCCCGGGAGUCGCGGGCGUCGCGCGAGGAGGAGCUAAAGAUAUUCACCUCGCUGGAGGAGGCCGAGUUCGAGCGCAUGAAUGACCAGCAGGGCGCGCCCGCUUUCGGAAGCACCCCUAAUCUAGCGGCGCAUUCUCAUUCCAGAAGUCGAUCGAGAGAAAAUUCUAAGGAACGGAGAACUGAUACGUGGAGCGUGGAGGGUUCGCUGGACAGCGCGGCCGAGGGGGAGGCAGGGGCGGGGGAGCUGCGGCCGCGGCUGAAGGACCUGCCCAAGCUGGGCUCCUUCGAGGAGCGCGCGGAGGAGGCGGAGCACCCCGACGAGCUCAUUUUCAGUGGCGAGUACACGAAGGCGAUGAACAAGGACUGGCACAGCGGGCACUUCUGCUGCUGGCAGUGCGACGAGUCGCUCACCGGGCAGCGCUACGUUCUGCGCGAUGACCACCCCUACUGCAUCAAGUGCUACGAGAGCGUGUUCGCCAACGGCUGCGAGGAGUGCAGCAAGACCAUCGGCAUCGACUCCAAGGAUCUGUCGUACAAGGACAAGCACUGGCACGAGGCGUGCUUCCUGUGCGCCAAGUGCCGCGUGUCGCUGGUGGACAAGCAGUUCGGCUCCAAGCUGGACAAGAUCUACUGCGGCAACUGCUACGACGCUCAGUUUGCUAGCCGCUGCGAUGGAUGCGGCGAGGUGUUCCGUGCCGGCACCAAGAAGAUGGAGUACAAGACCCGGCAGUGGCACGAGAAGUGCUUCUGCUGCGUGGUGUGCAAGAACGCCAUCGGCACCAAGAGCUUCAUCCCGCGCGAGCAGGAGAUCUACUGCGCCGGCUGCUACGAGGACAAGUUCGCCACGCGCUGCGUCAAGUGCAACAAGAUCAUCACGCAAGGCGGCGUGACGUACAAGAACGAGCCGUGGCACCGCGAGUGCUUCACGUGCACCAACUGCAGCACGUCGCUGGCCGGCCAGCGGUUCACGUCGAGGGACGAGAAGCCCUACUGCGCUGAAUGCUUUGGGGAACUGUUCGCCAAGCGGUGCACGUCUUGCACUAAGCCUAUCACUGGCAUCGGCGGCACCCGCUUCAUCUCGUUCGAGGACCGCCACUGGCACAACGACUGCUUCAUCUGCGCGCAGUGCAAGACCUCGCUGGUGGGCAAGGGCUUCAUCACCGACGGACAGGACAUCAUCUGUCCGGAGUGCGCCAAGCAGAAACUCAUGUAAAUACCCACAAGCCUUCGCUCGCGCUUCCUACCUUCGCGCUAACCAUUCAGCAGCUAACGAGUGUUCAGCUUCUGAUGAUGAUGACGCUUUCUGGCUCGCAGCGACUCCACGGUUGUGCCGCUGGUGGUUAGCGCGAGGAACUGGGUGAUGUCGCCGUCGGCCAGCGUCGACGUGGAAUGAGCGAGAAGGUUCGAGAACAGUCGAGAAGCAGCGGCGAUCGUCUAUUGUUACGUUCUGCGUUAUGUUCGCGUCUAUAUUUUUUUAUACAAAAAAAAACGAGGAAAAUCACAAAAAAAUAAGCACAAAUAAGUAUGUCUUGUCUAUUAAGUAUCGUUUCGCUUCUUUUUUUACUGAAAUCUAUUUAAGGUUUGUUUAUAUAUUUUGGCUUAACAGCUUGUGUUAAUACUGUCUUAACAACUGAGAUUACAUCGAUCCGAGUCGUUUGUUAUUUGUUGUGGUAAAAUCGAAUUUAUCUAUUGUCUGCAAUUAUACUAUUUAUCGAUUUUAAUUUUCGCUUUGGCUGUUGUAUUAGUCUUUUAGGUGUUAUCGAUUUACCUAGAGCGAUUCACACGAAUAUGCCUUAUAUAACAUAUCUAAGUCAAUUUCAAGGGUAUGUAAUUUAUGUUGUACAUGUAUUUGAAGAUAUAUUUUACAACAUUAUGUAAAGUGCUAUAAAACCUAGUGUACGUCUGUUCGCCGAGGGUGUCAGACAGAUAGGCGUGUUCAUGUUUUAUUGUUCUCACCCCAGGGUGAUAAGUGCUUCAAAUGUUUAAACUGCAUAACAUAGGCUUAAGAAAAUUAUUGACAGAUUAAUUAAGUAUUUAUUACAAGGAGUACGCGACAUUUAUUAAUUUUAUCAAGGAAUGUCUAUGGUUUAUCAGUGUGUGUCACAUUUAUGUAGGUCUGUGAGAUUUUAAAGAUUAAAUUAGAUUUAAACGCGUUGCCAUAAUACUCCACUGGCAGGCCGCUUCCUAACAAUUUUAAGUGACAUUCAGUCAUAGUUUUUACUAAUAAAAUAUAAUUAUUAAAUAUUUUUGUUCUCGAAUUAAGAAUCACUCUCGUUACAAUAAUGUAGUUGAAAGUUAUCGCUAUUUUUACAAGAUAAUAAUUAAUUUAAUAUAUUAAGUGACAUCAUAACUAUAUUUAUAAGAGAAUAACAUCUGUGUUAAGUACGGGAUCGCUCCACGCUUUCUGACCACAUACUGUUUGGGGAUCACUACAUAGGGGAUAAUGCUUAGGGUAAAUUAUAUUAUUGAAUGUUAAAAUUUAUAAUAUAUGUAUUAUACCUAUAUUUACUUUUUUUGAAUCGAGUAGCUGUGUGAUCUGAUCUAAAACUUUAUACCUAUAGAAUGUAUAAACAAUGAAACUUAAUAAAUGAUACAAAAGUUA